Molecule: messenger RNA, 1283 nt
Organism: Cinara cedri
Lineage: Eukaryota; Metazoa; Arthropoda; Insecta; Hemiptera; Aphididae
Source: the annotation of a GenBank genome assembly
AUGUCGGCGUGUUACCCGCGCAUCAUAGUCCUGCGGAACAAAUCGAACGGCCAAAACGAUUGUAUAAUAAUGUAGUCGAUUUUCCCAAACGAUUUUGAUUUUUUUUUUUUUUUUCACUAUUACAUACACCCAUUCCUCCUUCCACUCCCCCGUUUGUGCAACGGCCGUCUUCUUCGAUCCGUCUCGGUCAGUGUCCCCCCACAAGAUACACCUGCUAUAAUAUCAUUUUAUUUCCCGGUAUUCGGCAUUUCCCGCGUGUUGGUUUUUUGUCCGCGAUUUCCGUCAAUCCGCAGUAACCGAAAUCCACGCGCAGUCGCGGGCCGUUGUAUCUGUCGUUUCCCCCGUCCGUAUGAAUUGUCCACGGUCCUUGCCGCGCCCGCGUUUUCAGACGUCCAGAACUUCUCCGCGUUGUCCGAGGUAAAUCGCGUCCUUCGGACGUGCCCCAUCAUUGCGUCCGGUCUUUGUCGCACUGGCUUGUUCUUCGCUGGAAACGCCCGUUUCCGUAAAGCGUUUCAUCGAAAAGUACUAUCGAGCGUGUACUCUCCGGACUGCAUAAACUCCAAACACCAAACCGCAUCGUUUGCCGUGACGGGCACGGGCAUUCACAAAACCCUACGGCGCGCACGUUCUGUUCCCCAAAUCGAUUAUCGCCGGUCAAUUCGUUCGGGGACAAGCCGCGAGGUGAUGCGACAAUAUUAAAACAAUCUCCGUUCCGGCGGUCGAUCGACUACGUUUCUCUCCGCGACCGCCGUUCCGGCGAUACGCGUGGUUGGCGCUGCGAUUCCCGGCGCGCUCGCGUUGAUCGUCCCGCGGAAUCGGCGAACAAAAUAUCGGGCACUCCGUUCGUUCGGUCGCCGCGGGCGGUCACAGGUUUCGAUCGUAUCCGCCGGUACGCGAUUAGCGCUGCGCUAUACGCAAUACCGCGUCAACGGAUCGCUUGUCGGCGAUUUCGCGACAGCGUGACGCACGCGGCAAAACACGCCCGUCGGUAUCAUCGUUAUCGCCGUUUGUUAUACCGCGGUGCAAUAAUAAUAAUAAUAAUAGUAGCAGCAAUAGUAACGCGGCGAUUACUUAUCGUGCGGGGAAAAAAACGACGCGGCGAUAGUCUCCUCACCCGUUUCCCGUGUACGUACUACGCACGCGUCUCUCCGCCCGAAACUUUACGCGCAGAUUUACUACUCCCCCGGGGCCGUAUGCCGGCGGUUUUUUUUUCCACGUUCGCAAGCCAUAAAUUUCCUCUACGGUCUUCUUUAAACGAUCUCUCUGUCUUCUUAUCUGUAUAG